Molecule: messenger RNA, 1198 nt
Organism: Ruditapes philippinarum (Manila clam)
Lineage: Eukaryota; Metazoa; Mollusca; Bivalvia; Venerida; Veneridae
Exons: 3
Coding region: 167-1183 (338 amino acids)
Source: RefSeq, a predicted model, not a curated record
AUUGCGUAAAUAUAGGAAGUAAAAUUAAAAGGAAAUACCUUGAUUUUGAAAAUAUAUAACCGCAUGAUACGAUAAAAAGGUGGAUAGUUCGGGAUUUAAAUUUCUGAAAAAUGGUCGUGAAAAGUUGUUCAUACUCUAAUAUGAUAUAAUCAAAGCUUAAAAAAACAUGGGAUGCGAAACAGAGGUACCUCCCGAAGACCCGGAAAUAGAGCAACACUGUGUAGUUACCAACUCUGAAACAGAGUGCCACUCUGAACGCAAAUAUCCCCAUUCUGUUUCAAUUUAUAAUCGACUUGAAUUUGUAAAAUCCAAAAUGGCAACAGGAGGUGACACACAUUUGGGGACAAAAUGUCACGGACCUAUUGACGAAGUGGAUGAAACGUUAAAUGACAAUAAAGCUAACAUGGAUGAUAAAGGGAAGCAGUCUGAAGGGCAGACGGAAAAUCAAGAAGUAUCAUACAAAAACAAAGACGGCCUUGCUGAUCAAAGUGAUAUUGGAAAUACAGACAACUCAGAUUCAAAUGAGGCUGAAACAGCAGCGUCUAACCUUACUGAGAAAUUAAAUGAAACUGUUGAAGUGAAAACUGAUGCAAGUAAAAACGUACACGAUGCUAUAAAAAGUAACAUGCCGUAUGAAGGGGCAACCGGAGGUGGGGAUCCCUCAAAUGAAACUGUUCGUAUAGAAGUAUUAAAUAAGUUAGAAAAGUUGAAGGAUCGAUUGAAAACGGCGACAGAUAUACCCUCCCUUUUAUUAGAUGUUUCGCUGAGUUGUCUGAAACCAAGUACAAUAGAAUAUAUGUCUUAUCACCUUGACCCGCAAAGUGACGUCAUGUCACCGGAUGAUAAACUGAAAGACUAUCGGGGAAUGGCUGAAUGGAUUGGUCUCGAACCCGUGUUCAUUAAAUACAUAUCUCGUUCGCCAUACAUGUUCAAGACGAAGGAGGUACUAAGUAAAUGGCUGACACUGGAGGAAGAUCCAUUGCCGACAUUGAUGAAUCUCAGAUCGUGUCUCCUAGCAAUAGAUCGACCAGAUGUCCUCGAAGACAUGUCCGUUAAAAUUGCUUUAGACGCAGUCACAUGGAAGAAGACACAAUUAGAAGGUAAACAUGUUUUUUUCUUACCACGUGAUCACCACGUGAUCAUCUCAUAUUUAAAAAAGUUUUUGAGUGGAUAUUUCAAUUAAAUAAAUUAUAUUACA